Messenger RNA from Lytechinus variegatus (green sea urchin), 2079 nucleotides. RefSeq names its product metaxin-2-like (gene mtx2). The coding region runs from base 97 to 909 and encodes 270 amino acids. The transcript has 7 exons. The record is from RefSeq and is a predicted model, not a curated record. Gene Ontology annotation, cellular component: SAM complex. Gene Ontology annotation, biological process: mitochondrion organization. Lineage: Eukaryota; Metazoa; Echinodermata; Echinoidea; Temnopleuroida; Toxopneustidae.
AGCUAUAUCAUCAAUUGUCGGAUACCGAUAAUCAGGCCGGCUUCGGCCCCGUAAUAAUAAUGCUCCAUCGAUCGAUCUCGCACAAAUUCUGGUAAAAUGUCCACUCUCGUACAGCAGGCAACCGAAAUCCACAACAUUGGAAGUGGUACUGGAGCUGGAGGCCAGCCACAGAUUCCUGACAGUGUGGAGUUAUAUCAGCCAUAUGAAGGUGACCAAAUCACUCUUCCAGAGAGGGCCCAAUGCCUUGCAGUAAAAGCAUUUCUGAAGAUGUGUGAUAUCCCAUUCCGCAUCAAGCUCCGAAGCAAUGCAGAGCAAAUGUCUCCUUCAGGUGCUGUUCCUUUCAUCAAGGCUGGGGCCGAUAUUGUAUCAGAGUUUGACCCUAUUGUGGAAUACAUUUCAAAAAAGGGACUGUCUCUUUCAGAGGAAUUGAGUGGAGGUCAAAAAUCAGAGAUGAAGGCAUACAUGGCUCUUUCUAUCAACAGAUUGUAUCUCGCAGAGAUGUACUUGGCCUGGAAUGUUAAGAAGACUGCUGAUGAGAUAACCAAGCAGAGGUAUGGGUCUCCAUUCCCAUGGCCUCUUUCUUUUAUUCUACCAUUCUUGAAACAGAGAGAAGCUAUCUCAUAUCUCAAGGCACAUAACAGCUGGCAUGACUUCUUACCGGAUCAGGUUUAUGAUGAAGUGAACCUCUGUUGCAAAGCUUUGUCAGACAAACUUGGUGAACAACAAUAUUUCUUCCUAGACAGACCAACUGAGCUGGAUGCAUUGGUGUAUGGACAUCUCAAAACCCUUCAGAUAAUGGAAGCAGAAGAUCAACGUCUAGCAGACAUGGUUAACAAGUAUCCCACCCUGGUGCGUUUCUGUGAUCGUAUUAGAGAAAGAUACUUCAUUGAAAGGGAGAGAAGCAGAUGAUACAAGCAAUGAAUGACCUUUGACCCCAUCAAGCUACAGUGGUGAUUCGAUUCAUCACUCUAUUAGAAGGACUUAUUAUAAAUCAAGAGUUUAUUGCAUGCUUAACAAUUAUAUGUAAUGUAUUGCACAUUGAUCCUCCAAGUCAGUGUUAACUACAAAAUAUGAUUGGAAAUUCAUGAUUUGCAAAGUUUGAAAAGUGUGUUGCUGUGUAACUAAAUGUACUCAUACUUUUGGGUUUAACAUUUCAGAAAUAUUUUUAACAUUAAAUUCAAAUUAUUGUGAUUUUUGGAAACUGUCUACAUCAUUCACCAAAGCAUGUCCAUUUCAUUUUGCUACACAAAGAUUUUGAUAUAUAAAAAAAAUGGAAUCGCAAAACCACUUGGAAUGUUGGACAUACAUCUAGUAUUGUAUUCCAUGCUCAUAUCAUAAUUUUUAAACUUGAAUACUCUCAAAUUAUUUUAAUUGAACUAAACUGAAGCUUGUCACAAAAUGUCAUUAUCCUCCAGACAGAAUCCAUAUAUAACCGCUUAUCAGUUCUUGGUUGAAUUCAUAAUCAUGAGUGAGGAUUGUAACUGUAAAGGAUACCAUGAAGCGCAUUAUUUUACCCAUUCACAUUGUUUCAGAAAAAAUGAAAUGAAUUUUAAUUAUUUAACCCAUGGUGGAGGUAUAAUAACUGAAGACCUGUUGGAGAGUUCAUAUUAAUCUUGUAGUUUUAUUGAGAUAGCAUGCAGAUAUAAAUCUUUAAUCCUAUAUUCAUGUGCAAAUGUUACAAAAUGUACCACUUGAUGCAUCUUAUAAUUCUAUAACUAAGCAAGACCAAAUUCCCAUUUUGACAUAGCAUACAAGUGUAUAGGAUUUUUUUUUUGGUUUCUCCUUAUUUUGAAUUUGGCAAUUGAAAAAUUGUGCAAUAGUUGCUUGUUGAGAUUUUCAUAUUGAGAUUACAGAUGACUCGGCCUAAGUCAAAUCUUUUAGGAUAACUGAAAUCUGUUCAACUUCAAAGGGCAAAUUUGAAAUAACACAUUCUGUGAAAUCUCAUCUGAAAAACUACUUUGACUUAUGCAGACCUCAGAAUCUCAAUGCAUCACACAGUAGAGGUCUGAAAAAUUUUCUAUAUUCUCUCAAUUGAAUUUAUGACUUGGCUUGAGUGAAUAAACUCUUUUGUCAUUAAGA